AUCACCAUUCAGUUAAAUUUUUUUUAAUCUUGUUUCUGCCGUUAACCGGCAAUUUUUCUCCCUGCGUUUUUAUAGUUGUAUCUGAGUAUGAUAGUAUACACGUGUUUUUUCAACUGCUGUUAAAAUUUUUGUAUGAUUUAUAAAAUCAGUUUAUAACUUUGUUAAUGCGUAUAGAUUACAUUUUUAAAAAUGCGGCGAUCAAUGAAGUCAGAUGAAGAUGGAAAGGAUGCAAAAGCUCCGACUUCAGGCCGAAGAACUCGAUCUCUUUAUUCUGUCGCAGAAUUACCCUUACGACGUAGUUCCCGGAUAAGUAAACAAAAUGAUUCUUCUGAAAUAUGUGAAUUGCCCCGAAACACUAGAAGUCGAAGUCGAUCUUCUACAAGAGAACUCGAAACUGAAUCCGUUAAGAAUACGAGGCGGGUUGUUAGAGCUGGAUCGGAGACGAAAACGAUGACACCAGGUACAGUUACUCGCAGAACGAGAGCCAGUUCUGUAACUAUGUCGGAUGAUGACUUGAAAGCUACUCUCUCAACUCUGCCACAUUUUGAAACUCCCUCGAGGACUCGCAAGCGUUUGUCAAUGGCACCUACUCAACCCUCUCUCGCUGAGGAAACUCAAGACAUGAAGGAAGCAAACCCUUCAAGUACCGAGUCUCCAAUUAUUGUAAUAGAAGAUGAAAUUUCCGUUGAAUCAGAUUCCACAACAGCUGGAGAUGUCGAAGAAACAGAUUCCAAACAUAAGGAUAAGAUCAGUUCUCCGAAAGCGUGUCCCAAUGACGCUAAAGCUUCUGAGAUUAAUUUAUCAAACGGCUGUGACAAAAGUCAAUUAUCUGAUUUAUCAAAUUCAUGUAAGAAAUCAAUUGAAUCUCCCUCGGAUAAAUCAAGUCUUCUUUUCGAUGAUUCACCUACGGAAACUUGUCAAAUAAUAGACGACGAAGUGAAAUCCAACAAAUCAAAAAUUAAAUUCACACAAUCCAAGGAAACGAGCGAAACUAUUAACGUUACCGAAGUUAUUCCCGAAAAAGUUUUGAAUCCAAUUCAGGAGGUUGACAGCGAUUCUGACGUUGAUGUCUGUGGAUCACCCAAUAAAUCGGAUGAAGUUUGUAAAGGAAAUGCCGAAAGUGAAGAUAGCAACGAAGAAAUCGACGUUUGUGACAUAAACGCCACUGAGAAGGAGAAUAUCGAGAAUCAAGAGGUUUUCGUUGUAUUGGAAGAUGUUUUAGAAAAAGUGAAGCAAACCUCUUCGUAUUGCAAAAUAAAACAGUUAUUUUUCUCAAAACGAAAAGAGCAAAUUCAUGAGAGAAGAAGUAUCAGUGAAGGAGUAAAUACAAAUAAUUCUCUCUCGAAGAAACGAAACAGUCUGUCAGCUGAAUUAGUUCGAAAGAUAGCCAAACAUAUCAGUGACACUGACGAAGAGAAAACCAGUGGCAGAGAAAGUGACGCUGAAAAAACAACGGAAACGAUUAAAGAAACAGAAAUUGUAGAGGAUGAAACGCUGAAAACAAAUUUAAUUGGUCAGGAGGAAAUUUCUCAAAAUGCUCCGGAAAUAAUAUCAAUUGUUUCAGACACUGAAGCAACAAUUUCAACUGCCCCAAGCACUCAAGAACAUGGCUCAAUUAUUCCAGAAACUGAUUAUGAAUCGGAAUCUGAAAACUUAAUCAAUUCCAUUAAUUCACAAGACGAUAUCCAAAUUCUGGAAGAAACAUCACCAGCAAUAGAAGAAGACUCUUUUCUCACUGAAAUUAAUCAGUUUCCUAUUGAUUCUCCGAAAAAAAUUAUCAAAACUCAAAUUCUCCAGGAGAAUUUAAGAGAAUCUCCAGAGAAGUUAUCCAAACAAACGAUUUUAAAAUUAAGUCCAAAGAAACAAUUUUCUCCAGAAAGUCCUCAAAAAGCUGCAAAAAGUCCAAGAUUGUCCGCAAAAUAUUCUGAAUCUCCGAAAAAAUUAAAUUCACCAACUAUUUGUCAACAAGAGAAGAAGAGUCCUAAUAUUGAAAAAUUGGAAAUUUCAUCUCCAAUUGAAGACAAAAUUCAAGACAUCCAAUCGCCGAUUAAAAAUAAAAUUAGUAAUGAAAAUUCACUAAAUUCUCCCAAUAAGAAUGAACUUAAUGUUUCAAAUAUUUCAAAUAAUUCUAUUAAUGAAGAAAAUUCAAACAAGAGACACGAUGAAUCAAUUUCGAUUUCUUUAGAAAAUUCAGAAUUAUCUCCGAAUACUUCAAAUAUUAAUAUUACUCAGCUCUGUGAGGAAGAAAGUCCUGUUAAUAUAAAUUUGACAUACGAAAGUGAAUCGGAAACUGAAGAGAAAGCGCAAGAAAUUAUUGAAAAUUCUCCAAGUGAAUUGGAAACUGAAGAGAAAGCUCAAGAAAUUAAUCAAAAUUCGCAAAGUGAAUCGGAAACUGAAGAAAAAGCGCAAGAAAUUAUGGAAAAUUCGCAAAGUGAAUCGGAAACUGAAGAGAAGCCCGAAGAAAUUAUUGAAAAUUCCCAAAGUGAAUCUAUAGAAAAUAAAUCAGAAACUGAAGAAAAAUGUCAAGAAAAUGUUAAAAUUUCUGAAUGUGAAUUUAAAGAAAAUAAUGAAUCAGAAGAAGCGUUAGAAACCAAUGAGGACUCAGAAAUUGAAACGGCUAAUUCAAAGUCUGAGAAUGAAUUGAAAACUAUUGAGACUGCUGAAAAUUUAAAUCAUGAAAACAUUACUGAAGAAUUAUCAUCUGACACGGUGAAUAAAAGUUUUGAUUGUAAAAAUGAUAUUGAAAAAUCGAAAGAUAAAUCUUUAUGUGAAGAAAAUUGCACUUUGAAAGAAAUGUCGUCAGUUUCUCCGAAAAAGAAAAUUAUUUCGGCUACUGAAACUGAAAGCGAAAUAAAUAAUAAAUCGUCUGAGGCCGUUACUCAGAUAUUAGAACCGCAGGAAGUUUCCGAAAAUUUGCAGUCGACGGAAGAAAUUUGUAAAUCCAAGGAAUUGGAGAAUGUUAAUUUAAAUGUUUCUACGAGCACAAGUGAUUCAAAAAACAAUUCUAUAAUAGAUUUAGAGAAAGUAAAUUUUGAAAAUCGUAUUUCUCCAUCACCGGAAAAUAGAAGAUCUUCUAUUGUUGCAGGCUCGCCGGAAAAGCAGACGGAAGAUGACAACCCACUGUUUUACUUCCAGGACGUAACUGCCGAGGAAUUCACCACGCAACCUAAGGAUGAUCUUAUUCUGCUCGACGAUGAUGUUGAUGAAGAUGAUGAGCCUAAAUUUGCGAAAAACAAAACCGACAAUGAUUCUUCGAUUAUUAUUUUGCCUCAGGAUGGGAACGAAAGGAAAGAAGUAAAAAGCGGCGUUAGUCGAUUAUCAAUUGAAUUUAUUGAGAAAAUUUCCGAAAUUGAACAUUUGCCAGACAAUUCAAUUGAAAAAUCACCAGCGAAAUUAAUCACAAGUACUUCAAAAGAAAUAAUUGAAAAAUCUCCCGAGAAAAUUGAAAAAUCUCCAAAGAAAAAAAUUGAUUCAUCAGAAAAAAUAAUUGAAAAAUCUCCCGAAAAAAUUGAAAAAUCUCCAAAGAAAAUAAAU
Leptopilina heterotoma is the source of this 3534-nucleotide messenger RNA. RefSeq names its product putative leucine-rich repeat-containing protein DDB_G0290503. Lineage: Eukaryota; Metazoa; Arthropoda; Insecta; Hymenoptera; Figitidae. The annotation marks the transcript as partial. The record is from RefSeq and is a predicted model, not a curated record. The transcript has 4 exons.